AUAACCUUCUCAGUUACAUAUGCAAGUUCUAUAGCUAAACAAGCCGCUUUUGAUCAAGCUUUACGUAUUGCAAUGGGUGUAAUGUCCACGCUGGCUGCAUGUUAUGCCAUGAUACGUACAUGGAUAUGGUCACGUCGAGCUGGUGUAUUACGUUUAGAUGCUAUGCUGAUUAUCAAGUUAUUACUGUAUGCUGCUGGAAAUAUUGCCAAUGCUUUCCUUAUCGUUAUCUACUUUGUUUCAAUUUAUUUUUUAAUAUUUUAUAAGGUACAAAGUGUAUAUGUUAUCAAUUUACCAAAUUCCGAUGAUUUUAUCUUAAAUUAUAUUGCCGCAGCAUUUGCAUUGAAAUGUGUCGAUUUAAUACAUCUGAUAGCUGUUCAAUGUACAAUGGAUAUCUUUUUAAUCGAUUGGGAACCACAAAAAUAUCAUCCUAAAAGUAGUACAACUAAUAUUAACAAUAAUGCAGCAUCAACUACAGAUAUGAUGACGACUUCUAGAAGUCAAUCUUUGAGACGAUUCAAUGUGGCGAAUG
This is a messenger RNA of Trichobilharzia szidati, 529 nucleotides long. NCBI's taxonomy places the organism in Eukaryota, Metazoa, Platyhelminthes, Trematoda, Strigeidida, Schistosomatidae. The record is from the annotation of a GenBank genome assembly.